AUAAACAUUUCCUCAUCAGUUCAGCAGUUGUUUUCUCUCAGAGCUGCAGACCAGCUGAGCUAACUUUAUACUGAAAAGGUUUCGUCCUCCAUAGAUAACAAGGGAACAGGGACUCCCCUGAGAAAAGAGUCCCUUCAGAUGGAGGAGAGAGCAGGAAACCAGCCCAGCGCCGCAGGAUCCAAGAAAACGGAGGAUGUUGUGACCAAAAGACAGCGGAAAAGAAACAAGGAGCGAGGACCAGGCAACCCCAGCAGGAAUGCCCAAGACAAAGAGAGGAAGAAAAAGAGGAAUCAAAGAAGAAGAAAGAGCCCUUCGAGCGUAAAGGGAGAUGCAGAUGUGAAGAGUGAAGACCCAGAAAAAGAUGAGAUGGACGUUGUGGAGACCACAAGCAGCCAAACUCAGGAGAGUGUGACAGUAGAAGCACAACAUGUGGAUUCCCAAACAGAAGACAGCGUGCAAACUGUGGAAGAACAACGCCACGAAGAUGCUAAGAUGGUUCAAGCUCAGACUCAAACUAGGAAACAUGAAGGCACAAACAAAUUCACACAAACUCCAGUUGUGUCUCAGAGCAACCAGGAAACACAGACGGACUUCUCUGUGCCAGAACAAGACGACGCCAACGAUGAAAAGACGAAGAAGGAUGCUGAGACGCAGCUGAAGCAAGACAAACACACACCUGAAGCCAAAGUGCAAGACGCUGCUCAGACUCCGUUAAAGCAAAACGAAAGUCCAGACAACGACAGAGCGUCUUCAGAUUCAGCCAAGGAGCAAAACCCCGAGAAAGAGUCUAAAGAGGAGAGUCCCUCUGCAGGAGAUCCCGCAGACUCUCAAGCCGAAAAAGCUGACAAACCGAAGUCUUACGCCAGCGCUUUGUCUGGAGACGGCGGGAGUCACAAACAGGCCAACGUCGAAGCCUCCAAAGCAGCAGAUGAAACCACAAAAACAUCCGGAAAAAAAAGCACACGUGAUCGAAGCCCGGUGAGACCUCCACCCUCUGCUCCCGUCUUCACCGUCCACAUCUACGCUGUGCUGGACAAAAAGUUUAGAUUCAACCAAGAUCACGACACGCUGUUGAUGUGUUGGGACAGACAGUAUUUACCCUUUAAGAUGACGCAUUUUGUGGGACUAAAACAGGGAGGAUAUCUGGUAGAAGCAAGUCUCUCCGUUGAAGAAAGAAACUUGAUGAGAGGCGAAUGGUGGAAUUAUUGCUAUGGAGUAAAGCAACGUCACAAAGACAUUUCAGGAAUUAUCACACGACGUGUUCAAAUUCCAUUCGACCCAAACAUUAAAGAGUUGCACCUUUACGAAGGCUUCAUUGCUCGUCAGGAAGUGCAGAGUUUAUGGCAAAUUUUCAGCUGGCAGAGAUCAAAAGGUGUUGAGGUCUCAGACGCCUGGCAGGCCUCGGCGAGGACUCUGCUGGACAUGAUCUUCCAGAAGUGGUCCCCGUCAGACAAACAGAGCACCGAGAGCUUGUGUGAAAGCUUGAAGCAUUUUAUGAAGAGUCUCGGUUCUGCACCUGCAAGGAUGACAUUCCCAGACAAUUCACAGCCUCCCACGGUCAUGACAUCAGAGCUGAUUUCUGAGACUCUGGUUCAGAUCUUAAAAGGGGAGCCGAAGGAGAAACUCCCAGGCAGCUGGAGGAGCACCAGUCCUCUGGUCCAGGGCCUGUCUGUGUUCACGGUCACCAGAAAGUGUGACAUCAACCUUGGAGUGAAAGGCUAUGCGGAGCUGUGUCUCCUGGUCUCCUCGGAGAGCGCUAUGGACCAGAAGAACCUGGACUUGCUGCUCAGUUAUUUCCAGAAUCCACCAUACGUUGUGUUGGGUCUGAUGAACAUCUGUGCGCAACAGUCGGUGUCGGAGCUCGUCCUGCUCGUUCCUCUGCUCUUCAGGCUCAGACAGCCGGGAGCCGACUCAACCAAAGUGGGUCCAGCUGUGGAGGAGGAGAACUGGUCGGGGCUAGAAAGGGUCUAUUUCUGCAGGUUCAGGGAGAAUAUACGGUCCCACCCUGAGAAAAGAGUGAGGAUGCUGAGUUUGAUCCAGUCACGCGUAUCUCUGGCUAAAGAGAUGCCUCUGCUCCUGACGAGCUGGUUAUCUCUGGUCGCAUUCGAGGAUCUUCCUGAUUUUUCAGACCUGACGGGAAUAUCUGCAGAACACCUGAUCCAGAGUCUGUUGUACAGGCUGCGGAGAUGUGGAGAUAACAACAGAGCCGAGGACAAUGUGAAGCACACCCAGAAAGCCUUGACUCACAUACUGCUGAAGGUGGACAAAGAGAAGGACAGAAUGAUUGAAUGUGGAAACAUGAAGCCAGCCUUCAUGAGCAGCAUCAGUGUGUUGAAGAACACUUGUGGAGUCGUGCGACUCGUCACGUGGUACCCGGCGGCCGUCCUGUCCUACCAGCUGGUGAUGAAGCUGGCAGAGAUGUUGGAUGCUAAACUGAGGAAAGAGUCCUCGGACGACGACUUUGAGACCUUAAAGCAGAAACUCGUGGAUAAUCUGCAGGACGUUCAGCAGCGAGUCAGUGAGUGGAGAGAUGAGCUGCUGCAGAAACCCCUCAUGACGUCAUCAAAAUCACUCACCUAUCCAAAGGAAAUCGAGAUGUGGGAUUCGCUGCUGAAGGUGGAAAGUUCUCUUGAAGAGGUUUCAUCCCGUUGGAGGCUGAGCCUGACGAAAGACCUGACGAAGAGGAUUUCCAAGACAAGCGAGGAGGAUAAAGUUCUGGUCUGCUGCCUUGACUCGUCCUCGGCAGCGAUAAGGAAAAGCGGCGAUGUUGUACAGACCUGUUUUGAUGAGCAGUGUCAGUCUGCUAUCCAGAUGAUCUGCCAGAGAGGGCAGGAGGGAGACCUGAUGCGGAGUCUCAGCUCUAAGGUGAAGGACCCCCCCGAGGUUGUCGUGUCUGCUGUUGUGGUUCAAUCCGCAGCACGAUUCAGAGACAACUCUGUAGUCCAGCUGCUCGAUCCACAGUCCGCCGUGAACCACCUGCUGUCUGACAGUGACUGGAAGUCGAUCCGGGUGGACGACACUGCAGGGGAGGUCGUCCACAGCUGUCUGACCGCUCUGCACUCGCUGGUGGAGUCGCUGCUUCAGGGCCACGUGCCCCUGGGACACCUACAGACCUGCCUGAAAUAUAAAGACAAGUUUAAGAGGCUUCAUCAGCAGUAUAAGAAAAACAGCAGUUCUGAGACGGUUCCCGUCGAUGCAGAUGUUGUUUUGGCUCAGAGAGAGAAGGAUUUCAACUCUUUCAUGCAGCGAAAACAGCAGAUGGACACACUGAUAAAAAUGAUGGCAAAGGUUACAGAAAGCAUCACGGUUCCUGAGAUGUUGCCUCUGGAGAAGCAGCACAGUGCAGAUAUCCAGACUGUGAGCCUGAACCAACUGGUGCUCGUCCAGUCGUUCAAUGCCGAGGGGAAGCUGGGGGAGACGGGUCCCUCCCAGGUCCUCUGGUACAACACCAGUAUGAAUGUCCUGAAAAUGGCCAAAGAGAUGCACAAACUGCAUCACAGCAACCUGAUUCUGUCCUACUGGGUCAAGGGGGCUGCAUAUUUGGCGUCAACGAGGCAAUCCGGCUCAGCACCCGUUCCAGUCACCCUGACGCAGAUCUGUGAAAACAUCUGGAAGCCGCUGCUGACGGAGUUCCUUCGGCUUGGUGACAGCUUUGCAAAUGCAAACAUCACUUUCAAGGAGCUGGAUCAGGUCCUGGUGGAGUCUGGCGACCAGGGAGACUGGAAACUGAUGAGGAAGGAGCUGAGUCUGAUGUCUGAGACGGUUGGUGAGUCAAAGGAGAAUUGGGUGGGGCGGAGACUGGGUCAGAUCCAGGAGUACCGGCAGCUCCACCAGGCGGCGGCUGCAGCCAGCGCGAUGCUGAAGAUCGCUGACAAAAUGAAGCUUUCUGGGAACUUCACGGAAAUCGACACUCUCAGCCAACUGGAAGAAGACUCGUUUAAGCAGAGGGCCCUGGGCUCCCUCAGUGAUGACCUGCUUCUUGCCAAACGCCAACUCUCCACAGUCACCAAGCAGCACACUGCCUGUCUGGAAGAGUUCCUAGCGAGCCAGACUCUGGUCAGCUGGGUCAAAGAGAACCUUAAAAAUAUGAGCGACGUGAAGGUGUAUGUUGACCUGGCCUCCAUAUCUGCUGGAGAGAACGACACGGAGAUCGACCAGGUGGCCUGUUUCCACGAUGCAGCGAUGGGCUACGCUCCGCUGCUCUACUCCCUCUCCCCUCAGGCUGGCUUUAAGGACUUCAUGAGGUGUGCUCAGCAGGUCUGGGACACCCAAAACAGAGAUGAGAAGCUACCAGACAAACUGAGAGAGUCGACUCGCUUGCUGAGCUGGCUGAAAGAUCUGAAGGAGACCCACGGCUCCGUGGAGCAGUCCUCUCUCUCCCUGGCUUCUUCUAUUAAUGCUCAUGGAGUUUAUCACAUCGGAUGGUCCGAUCACAACACAGAGAAGAGGUGUGUGCAGAACAUGGUGCACGUCACGGUGAAAAGGGGCUCCGAGGAGAAGAGCUACAAGCUGGAGGAGCUGCUGGAGCUGCAGAACAAACUCAUGCUCAUGUCGUCCAAAGGGGAGCACGGCAGAGAGCAGGUCAACAGGUUCACAGAGGUUUUUGAAGGAGUUCAGCGACUGGGCGCCAUCCUUCUCCAGAUGCAAACAUCCGGCAACAUGCUCUUCAGGGACUGGCAUGCCGAGGUCCAGUGCUGCCCUCAACAGCAGCCGUGCAUCAAAUCCACCUUCCUAUCCCUGCAGGGUAAAGAGAUGGCGUACGACGGCGAGGUGACAGAGAAGCUGCAACAGCUGGCUCACUCCAUGGAGCGCUGCCAGAAGGAGUGGCGCUCCUUCAUCAGUGAGAUGCGCUCCAACUUCAACUUGCUGAACCACUACACCUCAGAGCAGAUGGUGUACCUGUGCCACUGGAUACACCGAGUGUGUCAACAGCAGGCGCCGGCUCCUCCACAGUUAUGGCUUUUACUUUUUCCCGUAAAGCCUCAGUGCACGCUGACUGAUGUCAGAGUCGCUUACGCUAAUGCAGCAAGUAUGAUUUUAAAGCGUGAUGAAGUGGAAGAUGUUGAGUUUGAUGAUGAAGAAGAAGUGGUGUUGGUUCCUUCCAUGGACGUAACGCCAGGACACACUGAAGAGGACGUGGAAGAGGCUCGUGAUUUGAUGCAGUUUUCUUCAGAGGAUGAAGAUGAUGAUGUCAUGAAAUGUGACAAUGAGGACAGUCUUGAACAACUCUGGUGUAAAUUCAAGGACGACAUGCCGCGGUACCUCAACGAGUACUUGGACGUCUCGUCUCUGGCCCACUUCCUCUCGUGCCUCUCUGAAAUGAACCAGCAGCACGUGAUCAGGAACCUUCCUCCGGUUCUCCAAGAGGGGAAACCCAAUCUGGUGCUUUGUCCCAGUGCAGAGGUUUUUACCACCAUCCUGUCUUUUUACAUGCAGAGUCCAGAGCAGCCUCUGCCGUCUACUGACGAGGUUCUAGUCUGCAGAGAGGAAACCACAGAAGAAGAGGUGGAGAUCUUCCUCCGCCGAGCUCUCGGCCAAGGCUCCGGACGCAACUGGAACAAGAUAUACUCUCUCGUCAACCCAGGACUGCUGGGAUAUGACGUCAGCGUGGCCUUGGGGGAGCUCUUUGAGUGUCUCGAGAAGAGCGCCAACCCGCGUUAUCGCUUGAUAAUAGUCAGUCCGGUUGUGCACCAGCACAGAUAUGUGCCCUCUUUCUUCAGCAAUGACAAAGUGCAGGCUGGAAUGAGUCUGACAGCUGCGACUGCCAGGAAAUAUCUCCAUCGCCACUUCACUCAGAACACGCUCCCACAGAACCCGGUCGCACAGGUUUCUCCUGAUCGGCUCUCAGUCUGGAUGGUGUCAUCUGUGCGCCCUGCAGUUGGGAAAUCCCUUUAUGUGGAUCGUUUGUUUGAGAAGUUCCAGCAGAAAUCUCCCAGAGCCAAACACAUCAGGAUCAGACUGAUUGAGCCGUGUGUUGACAUCGACUCCUUGAUCAAGAGUCUAUCGGAGCAACUGGCACCACUGAGAGAGCAGGACCCUGUUCUCCUGCACAUUGACACCGCUGGAGUUCGUUCAGGUCUGGAGGAGCUCCUGUUCCAUCUGCUGGUUCUGGGCUGUUUGAGCGAUAGCCAUGGCAUGCUGUGGAGAAGAAAUGUUGCUCAUUUGAUCACUGUUGAGGUCCUGAGAUCAAACAACCCUUCUCAAAACCAGCCAAAAGAGGUGAAGCUUGGACUUCUUGACAUUCUGCCUACCAUCUAUUGUAGACCUCCAAAAGAGGUGAAGAAGUUGUUGGCCAGUAAAACAAAACCGACCUUUGAUCCACUCAUGGAUGAGCAGGAGUUUUGCAGCGAGGGGAUUCAAAGACCCUAUCAGUACUUAAAGCUCUACAACCAGAGACAGAAUCUGGAUCGUUUCAACUACCAGGAAGGAUCCACAAUGGGGGAUCCCGUUGAUUGUGUCAAUCACUUUCUGGCAUACUGUGGAAUGAAAGAUCCAUCUUGGGCUGAGCUGAAGAACUUCUCCUGGUUCCUCAAUGUGCAACUGAAAGACUGUGAGAACUCAGUCUUCUGUGAUCCAGAUUAUCUGGCUGACCAGCUGCCUGGUUUCAAGGGCUUCAUCGUGAAGUUCAUGAUUCUAAUGUCAAGAGAUUUUGCCUCGCCAUCUCUGAACACAUCUGAUGAAAGUCCUAUGCUGCACAUUGAUGACAGUCAGGAGGACGACGUCGUUGCCCGUCUGACAAUUCGUAAGCAUUGGGAAAAUGAGUCUCAUCCAUACAUUUUCUUUAAUGCGGACCGCUGGUCAAUGUCUUUCCUUGGUUUCAAUGUGAUACGUCAGAGAGGAAACACACUCGAUGCUGUUGAUCCUCGAAGCCGGGAGGUCCUGAUAGAAGAUGUGAUGUCACAAAACCUUUUUCAAGAUCUGGAACGGCAAAGGAUCUCUCUCACUGAAGACUUUGAUCAGUUGGAACGGCCGGACAAAAUCAAAAGGAUUUCAUGCGUUGUCGGUGCAGAGAAAGGAAUAACGGACAGAAAGUUUGAUCCAGACCCAACAUACGAGCUCACUGCCGACAACGUGAUGAAGAUGUUGGCCAUUCACAUGAGAUUCCGGUGUGGAAUUCCAGUUGUCAUCAUGGGAGAGACCGGCUGUGGAAAGACCAGAUUAGUCCGUUUCCUUUGUACUCUGCAGAGGGAGGGAAAACCAGUAGAGAACAUGGUGCUUGUCAAGGUACAUGGUGGAACUACAGCAGAGAUGAUCUACAGGAAGGUGAGGGAGGCAGAGAAGCUCGCUGAAAGGAACCGCAGAAUACACAAGCUGGACACCAUUUUGUUCUUUGACGAAGGCAACACCACAGAGGCCAUUUUUGCCAUCAAGGAAGUCCUGUGUGACCACUCAAUGAAAGGGGUACCUCUGAAGACAGACAGUGGCUUGAAAAUAAUAGCUGCUUGCAACCCUUACAGGAAGCACUCACCUGAAAUGGUGAAACGUUUGGAACGUGCUGGUUUAGGAUACAGGGUGAAGGCAGAUGAAACAGAAGACCGCCUUGGCAAAGUCCCUCUGCGGCAGCUGGUGUACAGAGUUCAUCCUCUGCCUCCAAGCAUGGUCUCUUUGGUGUGGGACUUUGGUCAGUUGAGUGAUUCAACUGAACUUUCCUACAUCAAACAGAUCGUCAAGAAGCAAGUUGACGACCAUCGUUUGCCAGUGGUCUGCAAGGACAUCAUUUCAAAAGUGCUGGCAUCCUCCCAGGAAUACAUGCGAAGUCGGAAAAAUGAGUGCAGUUUUGUGAGUCUCAGAGAUGUGGAGAGGUCCAUGAAAGUGCUAGUUUGGUUUUACCAGCAUAGCGAGGUCCUUUUCAACAACUGCUCUCAUCUCAACGCGGAUCAUAAAACACUGAAGUGCUUGAUUCUUUCAGUUGGAGUCUGCUACUACCCGUCUCUGGUGGACAAAGAGCAGUACCUCUCUGUAAUUUGUCAGCACUUCCCAAAUCCUCUCUGCUCUCCGACAGCAUUGCAGGAAGAGAUUUCAUCCUGUCAGGACUUCUUCCUUCAGAACAUAAAGACAAGGGAGACCAUUGCCAAAAAUGUUGCACUCAAAGAGAAUGUGUUUCUCAUGGUGGUUUGCAUUGAGCUCAGGAUCCCACUCUUUGUGGUUGGCAAGCCAGGCAGCUCCAAGUCGCUUGCUAAAACAGUGGUUGCUGACGCCAUGCAGGGCCAGAACUCCCACUGUGAACUAUUCAAGAAACUCAAGCAAGUUCAUAUGGUCUCCUUCCAGUGCAGUCCUCACUCAAGUCCAGAGGGCAUCAUAGGGACAUUCAAGAACUGUGCCCGUUUCCAGAAGGACAAAAACAUGGACGAGUAUGUGUCGGUGGUGGUGCUUGAUGAGAUAGGACUCGCAGAAGAUUCUCCUCAGAUGCCCCUGAAGACCCUUCAUCCUCUCUUGGAGGAUGGUUGCAUUGACAAUGACAAGCCAGAUCCACACAUGAAGGUCGGCUUUGUUGGCAUUUCCAACUGGGCCCUUGACCCAGCAAAGAUGAACAGAGGAAUAUUUGUGUCUCGAUGGGAUCCAAGUGAGGACGAACUUGUGGAAACUGCCAAGGGAAUUUGUUCCUCCUCCAAACAAAUUCUCCUGCAAAUCAUACACCUGUUCCCAUCUUUGGCAAAGGCCUUCUUGAGAAUCUGUAAUGAGACCACAAAGAAUCAGUUCUUUGGUCUAAGGGAUUAUUAUAGCCUUGUCAAAAUGCUCUUUGCCGCAGUCAAAUCAACACAACAAGAGCCAGAUGGCGGACAGUUGGUAGAGGCCAUCUUGCGCAACUUCAGUGGACAACCAGAGGGUUUUGACCCGGUCGUAUUUUUCCAAGAGGUUCUCCAAAACUUGAUGGAAAUUCCCAGACCAAGCACCUUGCAAAUGGUGAAAAGGAAUCUUGACCAUGACACCAACCAUGAGAGCCGUUACCUCCUGUUGCUGACCACCAACAAUGCAGCUCUCCAUAUCCUUCAGCAACAAAUCUUUGCCAAAGGAGACUAUCAACCGCCUGAAAUAAUCUUUGGCUCGGGAUUCCCAAAGGACCAGGAAUAUGCCCAAAUCUGCCGAAACGUUAACCGGGUGAAAACCUGCAUGGAGACCGGGCGCACUGUCAUCCUCCUCAACAUGCAAAAUCUUUACGAAAGCCUCUACGAUGCCUUGAACCAGUACUAUGUUUACCUCAGUAAGCAGCAAUACGUUGAUCUUGGACUCGGCUCCCACAGAGUCAAAUGUCGUGUCCAUACAAACUUCAGACUGGUGGUAGUGGAGGACCAGAAGAAGGUCUAUGAACACUUUCCCAUGCCCCUCAUCAACAGGCUUGAAAAACACAGGGUGGAUAGGAGUACCGACCUGGAACCAUGGCAACACAGGGUUCUCCACAAACUGAAGGAGUGGGUGAAGGAAUUCUCAGGUGAGGCCUCAGAGGAUUUCAAGCUGUCUGACAUUUUUGUCGGCUACCAUGGCGAUGCCUGUGCCAGCGCUCUCUUGCAAGCACUAGAAAGGAGAGCACUAAACGUUGAACACGAUGCAGUAAGGCGACAUCAAGAGAAUGGAAAAGAUGACUCACUGGAAGAACCAAACAAAACACUUGAAUCAAACUCCAACGAACAGAAAGAGGUAACUGAUAAGGAGGAUGAUCAGUUAGGUGAUGCAAUGGAUGUAGAGAUUGCUGGAAAAGAGCAAGAAAUUGAGUCUAUGGACGAGAAUGCUGAUGAAUCCACUGAGGUAUGUGAUGGCGAGAACAAAGAGAUGUCUGAGAGCGAAGAAAUGAUGGAGACAGAAAACGCAGCUGGGGAAAACGAGGAAGAAGUCCUCUUCGAUUUAGCCAAAUGUCUGUUGUUGAACUGUGCCACCCCUGACGCUGUUGUGAGGCUCAAGUGUUCAGAUUUAGCAAACCAAGAGAAGGAGAAACUCCAGAGAAUGUACUUCCAGCAACAGCAUCACCAAUGCCUCCGAGAUUUCCUGCAAGACUGCCUGAACGAGCACCAGGGGUCCAGCAAGUUUCUAGAGAUUACUACAUUCUCCAGCUUGCUAACCAGAGCAGAUGUCAGGGUCGUAGCCCAUUCUCUAGGACUGCAUACGGACAGGAUCCUCCUGCUCUCGCUCCACCAGUUUGACACUGAGGUCUCCUUCUGCAACAAGAUACGGGGCUUCCUUCAAGAUGCUGGCCAGUCUCUUCACAUCCUGUUGAUCCAGAUGGACCUCGAGGAAUCCCACUGCAGCGAUGAGCUCAUAGCAUCAGCGAAAUACUGCACCAUGAAUUACUUGAUGUCACUGGAGGAUCAGAACUGUUGGGUGAUUUUCAUUGUGAAGGUUUCAAGGAUCCCAAGUCAGUCUCAGUACAUUGGUUUCCAAGGAGGAGUUUGGCACUCAGUGCAUAUUGAUGACCUGAGGGAUUCAGAGGACAUGAGCCUGAACCUGUUGGUUUUCUGUGGAACUCUCAUUAGCAGCCUACUCAACCCUGCACUGUCAGAACACCAUGAAGAUGGAGAAACAGCGAGGAAAAGGAAAGACUCUCAGGGCGAUAGAGCUCACCUCCACAGCCUGUCCUUAGUGAGAUCAUGUAUCCAGAAGGCUGUGGGUUUGCUGAGGGACCCCGAGGGCGUGACGUCGCGAAGCAUGCAGCGGAUGCACCUCCUUCUGACUCUCCUGGGAACUGGUCGAGUGCAAAUAGGAGCUCACUUUCAGGAGGUGUUGUUGAGUAGACUGACAGAGGCUCUGACUCAGAGAGAAGAAAUGAUGGGCUCUCCGAAGGAGUGGGUGAACAGAGAAGCCAAGAAACGCCAGGCUCUGCAGGAGGGAGGCACUCUGAGACAUACCCUGUGGCGCUGCCUCCAGUCCACCGUGACUCCGACCUUGGCCAGCAUGUUGGAGGUGAUGGAUCGGUAUGCAAAUCUGGACCUGCUCUCUGAUGGCAGGCUCAGCCAGGGCCUCAUAAAGCUGUGGUUGGACAUCAUGGCAGAUUCACAGAUUUUAGCACUAACACCUCCCCAGAAGCCAAGUGAGUCAGACCAGGAGGUGCCCGUGCAUCACUACUUCAUGUUGGAUGAUGAAGAACAACCCUGCGCUGCUCCGUUCAGCUGGCUUGUCACAACGCACCUUGACAGCUUGUGGGAAGAAUCAGAAUUCAUGCCAGUAACGAGAGAGGAUGGCACAGAGAGGAUUCUCCAGUUUGUGAGCACCUUCACCAGCAGCAGGCUCGGCCGUCACUUACAGAAACUCUCCGACGACGAGCGAGCGGAGUACGGCCACCACUACCUACAAGACUUCCUGCUGCUCUCUAUGAAGAUCAAGUCCCAGGACGAGCUGAGGGUGUUCACCUGGGCCGUGCUGGGCUGCGUGUCUGAGCUUCAGACCUCCGUGGGUGCCGUCGCUGAGCUCUCUCCUGCUUGGAUAAUGGCUGCUGCCAAACACUUUGCCCCCAGACUGGACACUCUCUGCCACAUAUUUCUGCUGCAGCCACAGCUAGCUACCGCUGUCUCUCAGCAGGGGUCAAAGAGGGAGCCCCAAGAAAUGGUGGAGGACAUUCUAGCCCUCGGUGUCUGCGUUGAGCAGACCAAACUGCUGACUGUGAUGUCCCUGCGAGAGUGCGAGUCCUUCGUGAGCAGACUGGAGUUCCUGCAGCCGUGUCUGGAUCGAGUGUUCGGUCAGAAAUACAGAACCCUCUGUAGCCCCGGCUGUCUGCCACAUCUGGACUCCAUCCGGUCGCUGUGGCAUGGGAUGCUGGUUGUUGCAUCUUUCAUCCAGCGUGUCAUCUUUAAAGUUAAACAGAACGACUCUAGAUUGAAAGAGCUGGCUCUGAAACACUGCAACCUUCACCUGAACCUGAUGCAGGAGUCAGCUGAUGUGAGCAGCGUGGACACACUGCAGAAGCUGAUCCGGGUCCUCAAUUCUUUUCAUGAUGAGUGCAUCAGCAGGGAGCUGAGGUUAGGCAUUUCUUGCCCAGUUUGCCUGUCGGAGCUCACAGAGCCGGCCGUCCUGCCCUGCCAGCACGUCUUCUGUCUGCCGUGUGUCCAACGCAGCAUUCAGGAUCAGAGACGUCAUUGUCCUAAAUGCAGGACAGACCUGCUGCCCGACUUCAAGCCGACCGUUUCUCCCGCCGUCAAGGCAGCACUUGAGCAGCAGGCAGCGAUCAGAGACUGCUGUAACUCCUUCUUCCUGGAGGUGGUGUCCAGGUUCUGGCUGUCGGAGGGGCAGCGGCCCGGAGAGGGAGUGGUGGAGCUGCUCUUCACCUUACUCGUCUCCGCUAGCGGAGACGUGUACCGGACCAGGGCGCUCACUCCCUUCCUGCAGUGUGUGGAUAACAGUCCAGUGGUGCGAUCUGUGCUGCCUAAACUGCUGCUUCAGUACAGUUUUGAGCAGGUGAAGACUCACAUUCAGACCUACCUGAGGAACCUGGAGGAGAAUCUUCUAACCAGAGAAGACCGAACUGAACUCUACCUGCUGUUUGUCAACUGCUUCCAGGACUCUCUGUUGUGCUCCGAAGCGAGAGAAGUGGAACAGAGCGACGAAGAGCAAAGACAAGCAGAGAUCAGGUUCCUGAGCAGGAUCGCCAGGAAACAGACUCCAGACCGCCACCAGGACCCGGCGGAGUUCCUGCUCAACACGGCCCGGCUGAGGAUAUGUCUGAGCGCUGCUGCCCGGCUGCUGGAGGACGCCGCUCUUCAAGGUCGACCUAAAGACGUGGGGGCUCAGUACUUGCAGCAGGUGAAGGCGCUGUGUGAGUACUGCGCUAACGACUGGUACCGGGUUUACCUGCUCCGAGCCCUCCACAGGUGCUCCGGGGUGGACUGCAUCCUGUCUCUGAUGAACAACCCGGCCUGGAGAUGGCUCUUCCCUGCGGAGCUCCUUCGACUUCAGAGGAUGAUUCCGACUAACGUGGACCAGUUCCUCUGCUGUGGGACGCCUUACCGAGCCAUGAGAGACGCCGUGGCCCACGUUCUGCUGGAGAACAAAUCUGACACCUUCAAGACACAGAUCCAGAAGCUGAGAGGUUCCCAGAUCAGUCUGCUGGCCCUGGCCUUGUUCAGACAGGUCACCUGUCGCUACAGAUCAACUGACGCCAACAUGCUUCCCUCCGCGCAGGGGACGGCGAGACUGGAGGAGCUCCUGAAACACGUCGAGUCGAGGGAGUUCAGGGAGUUCUGCACUGCUCUUCUGUCAAAUCAGAUCGGAGGACCGGGUUCAGAUCUCCACAUCAACAAGCAUCUUUCGGCUCAGAGACAAACCCUCCUGGAGCUGCUGGUCCAUCUGGACUCGGUGAUCCUCAGUGGAAAUCCUCUACUGGUUCCUCUUCAUCAGAUCGCCUCCCAGCCUCAGAACGUUACAAACUCCUUUCUGCCGACCAUGCCUGAUGACCACACCAGUGAAGUCAGACAGUGGUUGACUAACGACAAGAAAGCACAGCUGUACUAUUGUUCCAACGGACAUCCAUGCGUUGUGACAGAGUGUGGUAGACCGGUGGUUACAGCACGAUGUCACGAGUGUGGAGUCCUGAUCGGUGGGGUGGGACACAACCCAGUCGCUGGAUUUACUCCAAACCAAAGUGUCGGAGAUAAAACUCGGACGGGACACAUAUUAGGAGAGGCUCACCGGCGGUCUGAAGCCCCUGAAAGACAGAUGAUGUACGCUCAGUCCUGCAUCCUGCGGCUGCUCACACACCUCGCCAUGCUGCAAGGCGCUAUAAGAAACAACAGAGGAGUUGGUAACAUGAUCCACCCCAGACCCCAUGAUGUGGUCAACUUCCUGUGGAACCACCUUGAACAGGACCUGCGUGUGUUGAUGAAGACGCUGGAUCAGAACCGGGACAACACGGCGGUUACAGUUCAUUUGAUUCUCAAUCGAUGCACAGAAUUCACUCCAGGUUCUCGUGGAGCAAGACCGGAUCUGUCCUCCAGACCAGGACGUCAACAGUGGGAGAAGCUCGUCUGUGAUUCUGCCAUCAACCCAGUACUCCAGGAUUUGCAGAAGAAUCUGUCUGAAGCUCAAGACAGAAUCGGCGCUGACGAUGGACUAGCCGGGAGUCCUCUGAUGAAUCUCCUCUUCGGAGAUCCUGGGACCAUGUUGUCGCUCCCCUCCGACUGCCCGACACAUCGCUCCUCCUUCUGGACUCUGCCGGAGUCGAUGACCGUGGUGCGCUUCUCUCAGCUGGUGGGGGAAGCUCAGGGAAGCAUGCCCUUACCGCUGCUGAGCCUGUUCCUCAAGAAGAUCCACUGUGUGAGGCAGUUACACCACCUACCUGAGCUGGCUGCUCUACAGUCGGACCUAAUGAGGGCGUUUCCUCUGACGUCCGCCUCCACAGAUCAGACCAUCUCACAGAUGAUACAGCAGAUACCAGCAGGAUACCAGAAGAAGACGCUGCAGGAGAGAGUCCAGAGAUUCAUGAAGGUGUGGAACGGCCUCAGAGCGGAGGUGGCAAACAACUCAGACUUGGGUGUGGAUGUGAACUUGUGUGAGGAGGAGGUGACCACCGAGAGCUCCGGGGAGUUUCUGACACCGUGCCGACACGGACCCGGGUCGUGUCUCCGGAUUCUGGUGGACUUCCUGUCAGAGACUCACAACAGCCUGGUGAGAGCGAGCCGCCAAGAGGACAGUGACCACAGCGUUCCUCUAGAGAGAAUAUCAGAGACGCAGCUGACUCUGUGCAGCCCGGAGAGAGAGCUGCUGCCUCUGGUUUUAUCCCACUGCCACUACACCUUGAAGAUAGGUGGCGAGACGAACAGAACCUACGACCUGCCGGGCAUCCAGACCCAGCUGGCCCGUCGCUUCCUGGCUGGAAAACCUCUCAUCCAAGCGGAUACCUCGAGGUACUUGAACAGACACCUGCAGGACUUCUCUGUGGUUCUAACUGAGGUCCGAGACAAGAUUCAUCAGGAGCCGCUGAAGGGUUCGGUGAGCGGCGCCAUGAGAACGGUGCUGCGUUCGUACACGGAUGUUUGUGACGCCGUGUUUGUGGUGGAGAUCGGCCUUCGCUUCCUUGGCAAGACAAGCGGAGAUCCACAAGGUCGACUCUUGUCCUAUCUCACUGAUUCACUGCAGAUGGAACCACAGAUUUCCAGCGCUGUAGCCAAGGGUCUUGGAGAGAGCAGACUUGAACACAGCAUAUUCACCUGGCAGCUCCUGACUUCUUGGAAAUCUGAGCUUAUGCUGAGCAGAAAGCAAGACCCGUUUCAGAGGCUACCCUCAGAGUUCCAGCAGAAGUUGUCCGAGGAGGAGAAGAAAGGGCUGAAGGUUUUCCUCGCCGUCACAGAUGUUGACACUUUCUCUCUGGAGCUGCAUGAAAUCCUGCUGCUGAAGACGAGCACCGACGUGCCCGACCAGCGUUACCAACCACACUGGGACAUCAGGUCCACCUUAGAGAGCCACUUGGAGAAGAAAGGCCUUCCAGUCCUGCUGGGGCUCGAGUCUUUACCGGAGGACAUCACACUGGGACAAGGAGCUGACGUGUGGAGGGCUGCUGUCCAGUUUAAAAGGAGAUAGAUUAUUUCUACUGACUUAUUUGUGUUGUUAUUGUUCUAUUACUAUUAUUAUGGGACAUCUGGAUUUAGAUUGAAUGUCUGUGAUUAAUGAAGGGGCAUGUUCUGAUUAACUGUUUCUGUAUAUUUUGAGAAGUCUGAAAGUGACAGGGUGGUGCAAUAAAUGCAUUUGAUUUGAA
Molecule: messenger RNA, 15673 nt
Organism: Sebastes umbrosus (honeycomb rockfish)
Lineage: Eukaryota; Metazoa; Chordata; Actinopteri; Perciformes; Sebastidae
Gene: rnf213b
Product: ring finger protein 213b
Exons: 65
Coding region: 139-15498 (5119 amino acids)
Biological process (GO): negative regulation of non-canonical Wnt signaling pathway; ubiquitin-dependent protein catabolic process; sprouting angiogenesis
Cellular component (GO): membrane; nucleolus; cytosol
Molecular function (GO): ATP hydrolysis activity; ubiquitin-protein transferase activity
Source: RefSeq, a predicted model, not a curated record